This is a messenger RNA of Oreochromis niloticus (Nile tilapia), 3705 nucleotides long. RefSeq names its product zinc finger protein Aiolos. NCBI's taxonomy places the organism in Eukaryota, Metazoa, Chordata, Actinopteri, Cichliformes, Cichlidae. Gene Ontology annotation, biological process: regulation of transcription by RNA polymerase II. The record is from RefSeq and is a predicted model, not a curated record. The transcript has 9 exons. Bases 960 to 2561 code for a protein of 533 amino acids. Gene Ontology annotation, molecular function: DNA-binding transcription factor activity; RNA polymerase II cis-regulatory region sequence-specific DNA binding.
AGGACAGUUGGCUUAAAGGGAGAGGAAAGGGAGCUAAAAAGGGAGGCAGCACCAGGACCCAGUGUAAGAUAAAUGAGCAUUACAUUUAAGCUAUUUUAGCUAUUUUGAAGCUGCUCUGCUAGAAUCUAAGAAUCAAGAUAUGGAGUUGGCAAUGAGCAUAAUAAGUCCAAUAAAAUCCAAUUUCUUGACUGACUUGCAUAAAGAGAAAAUGAUCACAUUAACAUUGGGAAUAUCAGUUUUCCACAGGGACCUGGGCUGAAAGCAGCUAUCACUGGUUAAAUAUUUUACUACCUUUCCCAGUAAGCACGAGAUAAGCUUAGAUUAUUUUUCUUUUCUCAGUCUCUGUUUAUCUGUCCUGCCUUUUAUAAAGUCAAAACCCAAUGCACUGUGGGAAAAGUAAAAAGCUAGAAUGAAUGCUACUAAUUUUCAUGGCAGGUUUAUUAUUCAGUUUGGAGCUGAAUGUACCGCUCCGUGAUUUAAAACUUAAAUAUUGUUUAGGUAAAAUCAGUCGGUGGACAUACACAAAGUAAAAAAAAAAGAAGCCAAAAUUUUGUAUUAAGUGUCUUUUUGUUUUUGACACAUCUUAAAAUUAUAGCCCACACAGCAGUGCGUUGUCAGGUUAAUGUUAAUGCUGUUCUGUUCUUUGGUUUUUGAACCUCCUUUCUAGUGAAUCCUGGGCCCAAACCGCCAGGACACCAACAACAACGACAGCAACAACAAUCUUUUCUUGAGUCAGUAACAACCAAAGUCGCCCAUUCAGCUGAUGAUGGAAAACCGUGUCAUUUGCACUGAGAAAGUCCAGCGGCGGAGUGUGGAAUCUCCUCCUGUGAGUGCAGUUCUCCUCUGUGGUGCUGAGCAAGAAGCAGACCUGGUUUUAAAGCGCCAAAGGGAAGAAUCUGGUUAGACUCUCAUUAACCGAAUACUGUAAAUCCCCCCCUCACAGAACGUUUUCCUUCAUCAUGAGCACAGAAAAGCAUCCUGAAUUCACAUCCUCAGAGGCAGACGGGAUGGAUGUUGCAGAUGUGAAGUCGCAGGAGGAGGAAGAAGAGAAGGAGGAUAACUCAUUUAGUGAAAAUGGAAUUCAGUCCGCUGAAGGUGUCGCAGAUCCACGUGUGAUAAAGACCGAGGCUGAGGAGACGGAAGAUAACGAGCAGCUUCUCAAGGCUGAAAAAGACCAAGAGAUUGUCCCUAAAGAGGAAGCAGAGGGAGGCAGUGAGGACGGGAUGGAGGAAGGUUUUGAUGAGGAGAGGACAGAGGAAGAGAAUGAUGAGGAGAGGGACAUGGAAGGGGACGAAGAGGGAGAUGGCCUGAGUGAGCCGCAGGACCUGUCGCUGGUGGACUACUCGCGUUACGACAGCACAGCCCUCCCCGACACCAGCGCAGCGGCGUCUGCCGCCAACGCGGAAGGCGCUUACGCACCUGGAGCCGGGCCACCUCGCAUCCAGCCAACAGGCAAGCUCAGCUGUGACAUCUGCGGCUUGUCCUGCAUCAGCAUUAACGUACUGCUGGUGCACAAGCGCAGCCACACGGGCGAGAGGCCAUUCCACUGCACUCAGUGUGGGGCCUCCUUCACCCAGAAGGGAAACCUGCUUCGCCACAUCAAACUGCACUCCGGGGAGAAGCCUUUCAAAUGCCCGAUGUGCAGCUACGCCUGCCGGCGACGUGACGCUCUGAGCGGGCACCUGCGCACCCACUCUGUAGAGAAGCCCUUCAAGUGCAACCAUUGCAGUCGCAGCUACAAGCAGCGCAGCUCGCUGGAGGAGCACCGAGAGAGGUGCCAUGUGUACAUUCAGAGCAAAGGUCCCGCCGACAGAGAGGACAGCCACACAUCCAGGACUCAGAUGGGUACUGAGCGUGCGCUGCUGCUCGACAGGCUCGCCAGCAACGUAGCCAAGCGGAAGAGUUCAAUGCCACAGAAGUUUACAGGCGACAACGGCGUGUGCCUGGACCUGAGCUUUAACAGGGAUCUGGUCCACCGAACUGAUGUCAAGGAUCCUCCGUCGGGCUCCCCGGGGCCAGACGGGCAUCACCAGCAACAACCGAUCCACCCAGGCCCCGAUGGUGACCAACCGCCUUCCCACAGGCCCUACCCCAUCCCGUUAGCCCGCGGCGACAUCAACCCCAUGGGCCUCACCAACGGCCACAAGAUGGCCAUGCCGCUCCUGGGAAUCCCUCACGCCUCCCAGCCUCCCCUUGGCAUGGACUCUUACCACAACGACAACGCCCAGAUAUCCCAGCCUGUCAUGUACAGCUUAGGCCACCUGCUUGGGGGGCUGAAUUCCCAAAACGGCAUGCCUCACCCGCACACCCAGCCCAUCCCCCUGUCGCCUCUGGAGGCUUUGCGAGUGAUGCGAGCUGACGGGGAGCCCGUGCCCGGGGCCGUGUACCCCUGUGGCCACUGCAGGGUGAUCUUCCUGGACUACGUCAUGUUCACCAUCCACAUGGGGUGCCACGGCUUCCGCGAUCCGCUCGAGUGUAACGUGUGUGGCCACCGCAGUCGGGACCGUUACGAGUUUUCUUCCCACAUAGCCCGUGGCGAGCACCGCCUAGAGUUGAAGUAGAUUUCAGGCACAACACCAGCUCUGCAUGAGAAAAACAGAGCAGAUUAACUCAUAUAAGUAGUGUCAGAAAUGAAUUCAUAAAGUAGCUAUCACUCUCUGCCUUGUGUGUGUAUAUGUGUGUGUGUGUGUGUGUGUGUGUGUGUGUGUGUGUGUGUAUGCGUUUGAGUGUGUGUGUCUCUGUGGGUGUGUGUGUGUUAGAGAGGGAGACGUUAUACGAGUGUAACGGGUUUCAGGGUGUUUUUAGUCAUACUGUAGUCAUCUGAAAAGAUGGCCUGUAAAAUGUUAAUGCAGGAGCACUUCUACCUCCUUUUUCAUGCAUAUAUUUGUACUUAAUGGUCCCUGCUGUAGCCGCUGUUUAUAUCCUAAUCCUCAGUUCCAUAUGUUGAUUCAAAUGUUCCAAAAAUAUGAGCACUUAUUACAUUUAUUGUGUAAAUGCUUUUGUUUUUUAUCAGUGUAAAGAUGUAAGUAAUAAAAGACAGCUCUUCCUUCGUCACACACAAGCUGCACCACGCCGAAAGACUUUUAGCUUCUCUGACAAACACUUGGCAAUUCAAGACUGCAGAAAAAAAAUCCUAUUAUCUAGAAGGUCACAUGUCUCUUUUUUUUCUCAGCUGUGGUUUUCUGAGUGUAGUUCACGGCUUCAAAGGACACAUCACUCUGCUUCUCACUCCAGAUAUUGUACUCAUUUAGCGCUCCCCACAAGUUGCUUCACAGUUUUUCACAAGACUUUUAGUCACACAAAACACACAGUGUUCAAUUACAUUUCUCACUUCUGUUUGAUUUAUACAGCACCGGUUCCCUUCCCUUCACACUGUGCAGAAAAGGCCGUACAGUGACAUAGAGGUUCCAUCAUUACAUUUAACCCUUGGAAGUACAAAACUGCACUACAUCUAUGGAGGACAGAGAUAAAGGAGAUAGAAAAAGGAGAUAGAAAAAUUCAGUAUAAAGUCAAGCUGAAGGCCUCAAAAUGUGUGUGGCAGCAGAUGAAAUCUUCUAGGUUCCAUUAAAUCAGGAGGAAAAAAGAGGCUGAUCACUUUUUUUCCAUGCAGUACGUGUUGACAUAUUCUGAAAAUGAUGAAAUGUAUGGAUGGCUGAAGCUGCCAAAGUUAAAAUAAAUAAAUAUGUAAGUAAAUGGCUCCAGUAA